AAUAAUCUGACUGAGUUGCCAACAAGUAUUAACAAGCUGAAAAGGCUUGGAGAGCUGUACUUGGAUGGAAACAAUCUUACUGAAUUACCUGCUGAGAUUGGUGACCUAAAGGAGCUGGUGAGGCUGAGUGUGAGUAACAACCAGUUGGUUGGUUUACCUACCAGUAUUCAAAAGCUGAACAUGCUUAGCUGUCUGUCCUUGAAUGGAAACAAUCUUACUGAAUUACCUGCUGAGAUUGGUGACCUAAAGGAGCUAAACGUGCUCAAUGUGAGUGACAACCAGUUGGUUGGUUUACCUACCAGUAUUCAAAAGCUGAACAUGCUUAGCCGGCUGUCCUUGAAUGGAAACAAUCUUACUGAAUUACCUUCUGAGAUUGGUGACUUAAAGGAGCUAAACAUGCUCAAUGUGAGUAACAACCAGUUGGUUGGUUUACCUACCAGUAUUCAAAAGCUGAACAUGCUUAGCUGGCUGUCCUUGAAUGGAAACAAUCUUACUGAAUUACCUGCUGAGACUGGUGACCUAAAGAAGCUGUGUCACCUGAGUGUGAGUAACAACCAGUUGGUUGGUUUACCAAACAGUAUUCAAAAGCUGAACAGGCUUGAAGGGCUGCACUUGGAAGGAAACAAUUUUACUGAAUUACCUGCUGAGAUUGGUGACCUAAAGGAGCUGUUGGUGCUGAAAGUGAGCAACAACCAGUUGGUUGGUUUACCUACCAGUAUUCAAAAGCUGAACCGGCUUAGAGAGCUGUACUUGGAUGGAAACAAUCUUACUGAAUUACCUGCUGAGAUUGGUGACCUAAAGGAGCUGUUGGUGCUGAAAGUGAGUAACAACCAGUUGGUUGGUUUACCUACCAUUAUUCAAAAGCUGAACCGGCUUAGAGAGCUGUACUUGGAUGGAAACAAUCUUACUGAAUUACCUGCUGAUAUUGGUGACCUAAAGGAGCUGUUGGUGCUGAAAGGGAGUAACAACCAGUUGGUUGGUUUACCUACCAGUAUUCAAAAGCUGAACCGGCUUGAGCGACUGUACUUGGAUGGAAACAAUCUUACUGAAUUGCCUGCUGGGAUUGGUGACCUAAAGGAGCUGAGGAGCCUGAGUGUGAUUGGUAAUCCUUUAACUGUUGAUGCAAUAAAGUUUGCUCUAAAGUUGGAGAAAAGAGGACUGUACACUGAUAUUGCAGGUGAGGACAAAUAAAGGCUAAGUUAAAUUGAACCCUUAUUACAUUAAUAAGAAAUAAACUUCUAAAAAUCUCCCUGAAAAAGAUCAGUCCAGAUUGUAACAUCUAAAUAGCGCCAGGACAUCCAAGGAACCACAGGAGACCCAAGUAUUAGUGUGCUGCUCGACUGACUAGGGCUUGCAGCAAUUUUAGCGAUCAGAGACACGCGCCGUCGAAUCAGUUUGAUGUAAAUUUAAAAAAAAUGUAUGGGGUUUUAGCACAAACAAGUAUUUUCCAUAAACUAAAAGGCCGCAGACUCAUUUUUCUUUUUGAAAACUGUAUUUGACCACACGAAUUAAUAUUUUAUUUUCUCUAUUUAAUCUUGAAAAAUAUUUGAUUCACGCGGCAUUAUUUUUGACUGACUCCUGUGAUCUAAGACCAAAAACAAGGAAUAUCAGUAAGUUCACCUCCUAGUGAAUUAGCCCCCUAUAAGUUCGCCCUCUACUUUCUGAGUUCACCACGCAUUGGCAUACUCGAAAUUCGAGUUAAAUCACGCACUUACAGCAGAUAUUUAUUUAAAUCAUACCUGUCAAUUGGUUUGGGUUAUUGAAGGAAAUCUCUGUAAUCGAACCUGUACUGUAUAGUAGGUCAGCGGCAAUUGGUAUCUCGAAAUCUAAGACCUAAAUGACCUUGAAAAACACUGCAUGAAAACAGAAUCUUCUUACAAGUUCAGUGCUUAAUCAAAGAGUGAAGUUAAAUAAAGUCAAACUCACUGGCUUCCAAAAACAAGUUAAGCGGCACGGGACAAGGAACAAUGACUGAGUCCUAAUCAUGAUAUCAAUGAAAAUUCAAUGAAACAUUUACAACAGCAAGUUGCCAAGUUGAGAGUGAUUUGUUGAAAGCUAACGAAUGUAUAGCUUUGCGAAGUCGCUAAAUUUUACAGACGUAAAAUACUUUGUCUGACUAAUGGAUAGUUUCAUUUAAUUGCCUUAAAUGUUAAACUUCGAUCUUGAAUAAAGCAUGUUUCCAGGUCUGGUAGUUACUGUGACUUUCAGGAAACGGCCCUCUGAGAGAGUUCACCUUUCACCGUAACCAAGAAACAAUCAACUUAAUUCCUGCUGACAAAAAAAAACUUACGCCUGCAGUCAAAUGAAAGCUAGUAACUUUUAUACGUAUACUAUUCUAUAAUUUUAUUUAUUUCUACAUUUUAUUGCAUAUACGUACCUUUUUUGUAAUGAAUUUUUGAGUGCCUUUUAAAUUAAAGUAUGUUUUAUUUUUAAUAUUUAAUUGAUAAGUUAUUUAUUUUUAUUGCGCAUUUGAUUAUAUGUAAUCUACAUAGAAACAUGGAUGUACACUAAAAUAUUGACUUUCAGAUAGGCUGAAAGUACCCACAUUAGCUAGAAAGUGUGACAUUUUACAUUGUUUACAUUGGCGCCCUGUGAUGCUGUGAUGCAGAUAGUCGGACGGUGCGACGGGUAGACGUACGGUCACGUGACUACCAAAAUUCCUCUGCUAUAAUUCUCUGCUUGUAGCAGCUCUCCUAACCCUAAAUGUCAAUUGGUUCGGUACCCUAACUGUGAAAUAAUGGGAAAUAAUGAUAAACAAUGAUGUGUUUUUGAUUUCUGCAACCAAUGAGGAAACACCUUACGAGCAGCUCCUACAUUUACUGUUUAGUUCUAAUAUUGAAAAUCAGACAAUUAAGAAGAAAGAAGCAAGCACUAAAAAUCUUGGGACAAAAGUAUUUGUUCUCAUUGAAAACUAAAACAUUCAAACCAAAAGAUAACUGGCAGUUUAUAAUAGUUAAGUUUUUUUUGAAAACCUCAAAUCAAAAUUAAACUGCACAAAGUUAGCUACUUUGUGUUACUUAUACUAAAGGCGAUGAAUUACAUGUAAAUAAAACAAGAUCAAGAAAAAGCGAAGCAGCAUUUGUUAAUGCCCAUCCAUGAAAAUCAUAUGUUUAAUGUAAAUGAAAUCAUGCAACUUGAUAAAACAAAACUUAAACUGCAUUAAUUUGGAAGAAGGAGAAAUCUAACACCAGAAAGCUCAGAAAAAAUUCCGAUCAACAGACUAGAAUCGAACUCACGACCCUCCAAAGGUAACGAUAAAAAGUAACUUUCAAUUCACUUACCUUCUAUGGUAAGAUUUCUUUAAUUAUGUUCUUGAUUGUUAGCAUUAAUCUGAGUAGCAGCUGCUAGUAGUCGGUAAACACUGAAUCAUAUUGAGAACAUUACUGUGGGUAAAAAGACCAUCAAGACUAAACAAGUACAUUGCAGUGCGGACACUCGAACCGGGACACUUGGAAGAAGAUCGUCCAAUCACAACGUUUUCUCAAAAUAAAAGAUUCUCAAGUGUUUUUGCAGACGGACCAAUAAAAUGGAUGUUGUUGCACGGCCCGUAUGCAAAAAAACUCGAGCAUCUUGUUUUCAGAAAACGUUGUGAUUGGACAAUCUUCUUCCAAGUGUCCCGGUUUGAGUGUCCGCUCUGUAAGUUUGAACAAAGCAUGCAGAUUUGCAGUUGUAUUUGCUCAUAACGGGAUUAGUGAGUUGUGAAACUGUGCCUCCAUGAUCUGCGGGUUACCGGUUGGUUCUAAUAAACAAAGACUGACGUGACAAGUAAAACAACACAUUUACAAAGGUUAAGUUUGACACAUGAUUUUAAAAUUUUGUAUUCUUUGUAGCUCCCAAGGAAAUAGAAGCCCGAGGAGAAAGAGCGCAGCUUGUGUAUCAACGUGCUCUUAGAGAUGGAGCUGUUAGUGUUCAGCGUUCUCGGAUAUUGCUUAUUGGUCAGGAUAGGGCAGGAAAAACAAGCUUGAAAAAAUCUCUCAUUGGUCUGCCAUUCAAUCGCAACGAAAAUAGUACUGAAGGAAUUGAAGUGGAUCCGUCAAUCUUCCAAGUGCAUGCCGACGAGGUUAAGAACUGGCAGCCCAUUGAUAAGAGUGAACGAGGGUUGUUGGGUUGUUCUAACGAGGUGGCACAGAUGGUGGUGGAAAAGCUUUGGUUUGGGGAGGAGAAAGAAGAUGCAGAAAUAUACGACAGUGACCGCCUUAAAAAUGAAAAUUACAGGAGUGGAACAAAGGCGGAUGAUGCAGAUGGUGGAAAGACAGACGAUUCAUUUGUGAACCAGGUUUGUUUCCAGUUAAAUCUUGGCUUUUGUAUUGUACUUUACUUAUAG
Molecule: messenger RNA, 4324 nt
Organism: Porites evermanni
Lineage: Eukaryota; Metazoa; Cnidaria; Anthozoa; Scleractinia; Poritidae
Source: the annotation of a GenBank genome assembly